Thlaspi arvense is the source of this 474-nucleotide messenger RNA. The record is from the annotation of a GenBank genome assembly. Lineage: Eukaryota; Viridiplantae; Streptophyta; Magnoliopsida; Brassicales; Brassicaceae.
AUGAUCAAAAAAAGAGAACAAUAUCCACGUAUAUACAGCAUGUAUAAACCGGUAUACAUUCUAAUAGACUUCGUUUCGUGUUUUCAUUGCGCCACUCUUCCACAUAAGGCGAGGUACGUACAUGAUGAGCAUUUGUUAACUUUUUCUUACGAAGAAAAUGCAAAUGAUCAUCAUGAUCAGCGAUAUUGGUGUGACAUAUGCGAAAGAAAAAUAAAAAUAAAAACUGGGUUAUAUGCAUGCAAUGAGUGUGAAAUCACAGUUCACGUGGACUGUUUGUUAGGCAAAGAUCCGUAUUUGAAAUCUGGACAAAGUUUCACAUCCAAGGAAGGUUCAAUUUCUGCACAAACGGUCAAUGUUCUUCCCAACACUUAUUCAACUCGACCUAAAUAUAGAGAAUGUGGGAAACGUUGUCCGUAUAAAAUACUUAUAGAGUUUUUAUUCAUUAUGAGAAGCAGGAUGGGUACAUUUUCAUAG